AUGGAUGCGCCCUCUCUCGCAAGCCUAGUUAAGAGCUGGCUAACUAUAGCUCUUCUCGUUAGGCUGCUUCAAUCGCCCUACUUGGUCCUGGGCCUCUGUGUGGGCUUGAUUGUGCUUCUCGUUUCCAGUCUUUGGGAGGACCCGUCCGAUGAGAUCCUUUAUGGCCGGUGGCCAUUAGUCGGCACGAAACGGUUGGAUCUCUUCAAUAGAAAGGCCAAGGCACGGUUCUCGGAGGCUGCGUGCGCUCUGCUUGGAGAUGGAUUCGCGGUGAGAAGAUGGAUGUUCGGAUGCGGGACAAUAAGCAUCCAUGAGCCCAUUAGUCACUCACGGGGCAAACAAGGGACCGCCGUCUUCCAAGUUAUGGCCACAUCCAGCCCUCUCAUCGUCUUGCAUCCCAAGUACGUGGAUGAGAUCAAGGGUCAUCCGUAUCUAGAAUUUGAGACUGCGUCGAAGAAGGUGGGCCGGAUCAUUUUUCCGGUUGUUGAGGACGGGGUGCUGAAGAAGACGAGUCUAUUGAAGCUGAAGUUGCUGGAUAGCGUGAUGGCUCAGUCGCAGCAGGUGAACCCCGCGAGCAUCAGUGCGCUGAAUUCCCGUUCCCAUCCACCUAUACCUAAACACGGAUACGGCAUAGUUACUGGCCCCUGCUUAUGUACACUGCAUCCACACGCCCCAGCAUCCAUGAACCGUGUCGCAACGCGCGAAAUCCUCCUCUCGGAAAGCGCGCCCAGCCCCCGCGGCGCCCCAAUCCCUGUCUCCGCAUACAUCGACGACGAGACCAUCCUCACGCCACCACAUACGAUGGCUUUCGUUUCUACAAGAAGCGGUAGGAGCCCGGCCACCAGCACCGGCACCAGUUGGUGA
This is a messenger RNA of Penicillium canariense, 861 nucleotides long. RefSeq lists its product as uncharacterized. The transcript has 2 exons. The record is from RefSeq and is a predicted model, not a curated record. Bases 1 to 861 code for a protein of 286 amino acids. NCBI's taxonomy places the organism in Eukaryota, Fungi, Ascomycota, Eurotiomycetes, Eurotiales, Aspergillaceae.